AUGAUUUUUUUUUUAAACUUCAUACUCAUAGCAGGACAAAGAUCAAAAGCCACAGAUGCCACGGUCCACUACAGCUUCGACUACAGCCAACAGGUGUUCUAUCCUCAACAGGCACAGGCAGUGGGUCCGAUGUACUUUAAAACUCCUCGAAAAUGUCAAUGCUUUGGGGUGUGCUGUGAGUCUUCAGGAACGCAGAUAUUUUAUCUCGUUGAUGAGGCCUUUCAGUCCAUUGGAAAAGGGGCCAAUAGUGUGACCUCAAUGCUGCACCACCACUUUAGCCAUCUUGGUUAUGGAGAGAGGAAUGUGGUCCUUCAUAUGGACAACUGUUCGGGGCAAAACAAGAAUAACGCGGUCAUAGGGUACGGCAUGUGGCGGGUUCUUACAGGCCUGCACGACUCUAUUGAGUUCAGCACCAUGGAGGCCAGUGGCAGCGACACUGAGGGAACGAAGUCUGAUCCGUGCUUGACAAGCAAAGUUCUGAUAAACGUUGGAUCUAGGAAUGAUCAAUGCUUGGUGACAGACUUUCCACUUAACGAACGGCCGUGUGAUCAGUAUCUGGACCAAGAUUGGUACAGGACUGACGAUGGCGUGAUACGCACAAAAGCUCCUGUUGACGGCAAUUGCGGGGCUGAUGCUGCGGCUUGGCUUAAAGAUGCGCUCCCCGCUGUGUCCGAUGGUGUUGCUAAUAGGACAAUAUGCAUACGGGAAGGAUCCAACAACUGUGAAGGGGAGUUCAGCAUUGAAAUAAAGAAUUGCGGCUUAUUUUUCGUAUAUUAUCUACUACCAAUUCAAAAUAUAUUCAAUUGCCCAGCUGCGUACUGCUUCGAUUCGUCUUUACCAUGUACAACAUCAAUGACGACUACAUCGACGACUACAACUACAAAAACACAAACCGGAAGUACAAGUACGGAUGAAAAUAACUUAACACUCAUUGUCUGCUUAGCCGUCAUUUUGCCAGUAGCGGUGCUUGCGGUGAUCACUGUCUUAAUAGCUCGAGUAUUGUGGAAGAAACCGGUAGAGCCAACGAACGGCAAAGCUGAAGAAAAUGCAAAUAUACAAAUACCAUAUACUACUACUACUUCUACUACUACAACAACAACGCCAACAACAACUACUACUACUACUACUACUUCUGCUACCACUACUACUACUACUGACACGGCGGGCAAGAAAAGUCCACAAAAAGAAGAACUACAGGGCGGAUGCUCGAAUCGCCUUCAUUUUCACACGAAUCCCCUUCAUUUUCCCACACGACUAUGACCUUAAUAAAGAACGUGAUGAUCUAAAAAAAUGAUACUGACACGGUGUACAACAAUAAUAAAUUAUCUUAGUUAUAUCGCAAUAUUUCUAACAGAUGCAAAAACACAGUUAUACCAUAUAUUUUUAAAGAAUAAAUUACAUAAUA
Dreissena polymorpha is the source of this 1405-nucleotide messenger RNA. RefSeq lists its product as uncharacterized. Bases 1 to 1260 code for a protein of 419 amino acids. NCBI's taxonomy places the organism in Eukaryota, Metazoa, Mollusca, Bivalvia, Myida, Dreissenidae. The transcript has 9 exons. The record is from RefSeq and is a predicted model, not a curated record.